AGGAGCCGCCGGCCCGCGCCCACCGUUCUCUCUCGGUGCCGGACCGCGGGGGGCAUGAGCUGCCGCCCCGCGGGGAGCCGCCUUCGCUGACUCGGGGCACCUGGACGCUCACGAGAUGCCUAACCCCAAAAACAGCAAAGGCGGCCGCAAAAACAAGCGCGCCAACAGCAGCGGGGACGAGCAGGAAAAUGGAGCCGGGGCCCUGGCAGCGGCGGGCGCGGCGGGCGCGGUGGCCGGGGGGGCCCUGGCGGCGGCGGCCGGCUGCGGAGCGGCGGCGGCGGGCGCGCCGGGCACCGGGGGCGCAACGGGCGCGGGAGGCGCGGGAGCUGGCGCUGCGAACGCCUUGGCCACCGCGGGGGCUGCGGCCGCGGGCGACGCCAAGAACGAAGCCCCUUGUGCCACACCCCUGAUCUGCAGCUUCGGGCGGCCAGUUGACCUAGAGAAGGACGACUACCAGAAGGUGGUGUGUAACAACGAGCACUGCCCCUACAGCACCUGGAUGCACCUGCAGUGUUUCUACGAGUGGGAGAGCAGCAUCCUGGUCCAGUUCAACUGCAUCGGCCGGGCGCGCAGCUGGAAUGAGAAGCAGUGCCGCCAGAACAUGUGGACAAAGAAGGGCUAUGACCUGGCCUUCCGCUUCUGCUCCUGCCGCUGUGGACAAGGCCACUUAAAGAAGGACACAGACUGGUACCAGGUGAAGCGGAUGCAGGACGAGAAAAAGAAAAAAUCUGGGUUGGAGAAGAACACAGGGAAGCCCCCGGGUGAGGCUGUGGAGGAGGCAAAGAAGUGCAGGCCACAGAACAAGCCCCAAAAAGGCCUGAACCAUGAUCUCCCCCGACGCCAUUCUAUGGACCGGCAGAACUCCCAGGAAAAAGCAGUCAGUGCUGUGCCCUACGGUGCCCGCUCCCCCUGCGCCUCCCCUGGCCAGUCCCCACCCACAGGCUACUCCAUCCUCUCCCCUGCCCACUUCAGCGGUCCCCGCUCCUCGAGAUACCUUGGGGAAUUCCUAAAGAAUGCCAUACAUCUUGAGCCUCAUAAAAAGGCCGUGGCGGGGGGCCACGUGUUCAGAAAUGCCCACUUUGAUUACAGUCCAGCCGGGUUAUCGGUUCACAGGGGGGGACACUUUGAUGCUCCCGUGCAGUUCCUGCGGCGGCUCGAUCUCUCCGAGCUGCUCACGCACAUCCCCCGGCAUAAGUUGAACACUUUCCACGUGCGCAUGGAAGACGAUGCCCAAGUGGGCCAGGGCGAGGAUCUGCGGAAGUUCAUCCUCGCGGCCCUCAGUGCCAGCCAUAGAAAUGUUGUAAACUGUGCUCUGUGCCACCGAGCGCUCCCGGUGUUCGAACAGUUCCCACUGGUGGACGGAACUCUGUUCCUAAGCCCAUCGAGACACGAUGAGAUUGAAUAUGAUGUUCCUUGUCACCUUCAAGGGAGACUCAUGCACCUGUAUGCAGUGUGUGUGGACUGCCUGGAGGGGGUGCACAAGAUCAUCUGCAUCAAGUGUAAGUCCCGGUGGGAUGGCAGCUGGCACCAGCUGGGCACCAUGUACACCUACGACAUCCUGGCCGCCUCGCCUUGCUGUCAGGCUCGCCUGAACUGUAAGCACUGCGGGAAGCCGGUGAUCGACGUGAGGAUUGGGAUGCAGUACUUCUCCGAGUACAGCAACGUCCAGCAGUGUCCGCACUGUGGGAACCUGGACUACCACUUUGUGAAGCCAUUCUCCUCCUUCAAAGUCCUCGAAGCUUAUUGAUGAAAGCUUUGCUUUCGUAAUAGCUAUUUUAUUGAUAUUCUUACUUUGUUACAUAUCUUUUAUAGGGAAACAUUCUGUGACAUUAAUUUCUUUUCUAAUUUUGAGGACAGCUACUUUGUAUAUGUGUGCCACUACAAUGGGGGCCACCCCUUGCGCUUUCUGAUUCCUGAGUGUUUGUCUGUGGUCAUGACCAGAGCCCGAAUGGGUAAUCCUGUGAGUUUGGGAUAGUGGUUCACCAUUGUGAAGAGUCUUUGAUGCAGCUUUAAGGUGGUGGGGAGGAUGAGGAGAAUUUAGGAAAGGGAUUAUGUGGUUACAAGCUAAAAGCAUGGUAGGAGUUGGGAGGAAACUCUCACUAAAGUGUUAACUGUCUAAAGACUGACUUGUAGCUCUUCCCUGGGCCCUGGGAAGAAUUUGUGACAAGUGAAUGUAAGUCUGUCCCUGGAGAGCUGAGUGUAUUAGUCUCUCGGCUUAGUGUUCUGCAGCACACAUUGACAUGAAAUUCACCCUCAUUGACAGAGUGCUUGAAAGUGGACCUGAGUGCUGUAUCCAUCACUGUUGUAAUUUAACCGUCAGUUUUCCAUACUAAAAACAAUGUCCAAAUUAGAAGACAUAGGAGAGCUAUUUAUGUGACAAAUAUUUUUAGCUAAGCUGACCUAUAGCAGGAUUUAUCAAAGAAAUUCAGAAAUGACGCACACUGAUUUGAGAGGACAGAAAUCCAUAAAUGUGCCAUUUAAUUAUGUCUUUGAGGUUGGUCAAAAUAGCCCUUGAAGGAGAUGCAUAAAUAGCACGAUUUGGGCGGUAACGAUCUGUACAGUCGCUCUGUCAGUGUACCAUUGAUGUCAGAUUCUUCUCACAGGUAAACCUCACAGCCACAGAACGUAACUGGUGAGUUUCAGAACCAGUCAUUGCCACUCAUUAUCUUCUUCAAAAUUGCUUAUGGCCACCCUUUUACCCAUUUAAUGCUGAGUUUCCAGAAUCGAAGAUUUGACCCAAGAAGGGAAAGGAAAUAUUUUUUGAGAGGAUGGUAAGGAAAUUAAUAGUUUUAAUAUUUGUAGUUAAGUGUAUUUCACUUUGGAAAAACACUGGUAGUAAUGCGUAACCUGUAACCCAUUGCCACUGAAUCGAUGCUGACUCUUAGCAACCCAAUAGGACAGAGUAGAGCUGCCCCAUAGGGUUUCCAAGGAGCAGCUAGUAGAUUCGAGCUGCCGACCUUUUGGUUAGCAGCCAGACUCUUAACCAUCAUGCCACCAGGGCUGCAUAAUGCAUAACAAUAUAUUUAAAAAAUACAUCAUUAUAAAGAUCCCCAUUAUACCUUAAACAGUUGCCACUGAAUCGAUUCCAACUCAUGGCGACCCCAUGUGUGUUAGAGUAGAACUGUUCUCCAUAGGGUUUUCAAUGGCUAAUUUUUUGAGGGUGAUUGCCAGGCCUUUCUUCUGAGGCACCUCUGAGUGGAAUUGAACUUCCAGCCUUUCAGUUAGCAGGUAAACACAUUAACCCCAUUAUACCUUACCAUAGGUGAAAAAAGAUGUUAAUACAAAGGGCUUGAUCAGUUAGAUCAUUGGCCUUUCCAGAAUUCAGCCUUCUUGUGAUUUAAAUGAACUCAUAUCCCAUACAUUUAUAGAACUGGAACUGGAAUAUGACUUCUCAAAAAUGUAUCUGAUGAUUUCAAGUGUGAUAUGCGUACAUACUAAGAGUAUGCUGAAAAUAUCAUCAUGUUUUAUGGAUAGCCAAAUUGAGACAUUUUUUAUUACUCAUUUGGCUUAUACCAUUUUUUUCUUAGUGAAACUGUGGAUUUUCCCUGCAGAAGUGUUUUAGGCAUUACUGUGACUUUCAGUUCUACUACAUGAAAUAUUUGAUGUUUUUGAAACAGCGCAGCCUUAAAGAUGCAUUGACUAAUAUUCUUCAUCUCUCAGUUUGGAUGCUUGUCACUUGGUUUGCUGCAUCUGGCAUGGUGCUUGAUGAGCUGAACAAUAUUUCCCAGUAGGGGAAAAGCUCAAAAUGCCUGUGAGAAAAAGCAUCAUCACUGGUCUGCUAGUGUCUGACAUAACUAAAAGAGGUACACAGGACAGAGCCCUCGCAAACUUGUCUUUAAUGCGCAAAGCUGUAAUUGUGAAUUAGCUCUUGCCUUACUGGCUCUCUCAUGUACCCAAAUAUAAAAACUGGUAAGUUUCCCUUGUCUUUAGAAUACUAUUUGGCAUUUAUUUCUGAAUUUAAAAUGAAUAGUAAAAUACUUGUAACGCUGUUCUUUAACCCAGCUAAACUUUUAUAGUGAAACCUACUUAUGUUGUCCUGAAGCUUAGUUUUCCUGAAAGAUUGCAUUCAGCAAAUUCUUUGGUCUAAAACCUCUGUGGGUAUAGUGUUUGCUCCAGUUUAAUGUUUUCUCCUUAUCUUGUUUUUCACUCCUUAAAAAAUAAGUUGUGAUAACGUUUCACUGUAACUGGGUAAGAUUUUCUUGAGACCUUUAUUUUGAUGAUAAAAUUAGGAGUCUGUGGAUGCUGCCGUUAUGUAAAAAGAGGGCAGAGGUGUCACACUUGAGCAUUUAUUUUUUGCCUUUAAGGUGUUAACAUUCUUGUUUAAAAGGGAAAAAAAAUUGGCUGCCUCGCAAAUAAAAUAAAACCGAAUCUGCAACGCUGUGAAGAUAAAUCUUAUUUUGGAAAUCUGCUGACUUUGGUAUUUUCCCAAAGUCUUCUCAAAAUACUUUGCUCUGAGUACCUUGAUGGGAAUUGGAAUAUGUCAGAAAAGAUGAUUAUUUUUGUAGUGGCUAGGAUAUUAAAGGAUGUUAGUCACCCAAGAGACCCAAUUUCUGCAUUUCUGAUGUUCAGUUCAAUAGUAUGAACCACUCUUAAUAAUUUCAAAUUGAUUUUUCAGCUACUCUAACAUUUCCUUUUUUUUUUUUUUUUAUCAUUUUAAGAAUUAUAUACCCUGAGCAAAUAAAAUUGUCUACUCAAUUAACUAAAAUUGUUUACUGAGAAGACAAUUCCUGAUGUCUGACCAUUUUCUUUUCAAGCCGCCUCAGCUCUCUGUUCUGUUCUGGUUGCAUCUGAAGCAGCUGAUGUGCUGGGUUUGCACCUUAAAAGAUACCCUUUGUGCUGUGAAAUCGGGAAACAAGUUACCCCGUCUUUAUUAAGGAAGAGUUUUCCCCAGACAUCCUUUAAUUUCUAGUAUUUGUUAAAAGAGAUUCAUUUUCUGAAUUAAAGAUAUUUUCGUACCUGUUUGGAAAAAUUAACUCAUCAAGUGGGAAUAAUAGGUGUUGAACCUUAAAACUAACAGGUAUACUGAUGUGUUAACAGAAUAAACCACCAGAACUAACUUGCUGAAAUCUUUUGUUUAGUCCUGCAAGAACAGUGCUUAACCUGCAGUCUCUGCUCCUGUGUGCAGGUCAGUAACUCCAGUCUGCUUUUCUUUUAGCCCCAGGUAGCAGCCCUUGAGUACUUUUUGAUGGAAGUUGGGGACGAAGUGGGGAGAAAGUGCUCCCGUUCAUUGUUGUGAGUCCUACAGUAGGAUAUUGCCUGACCCAGUUCAUCUCUAUGUACCCUUGGCUUUAUUAUCAUUCCAGGUAACUGAAAGACGGACACCAUUGAAACCAGCUCAAAAAUACAUUCUUGUCAGUAAAGAUUUCUUGUCAAGAUGUCUUGGAUUGCACUUUUGUUGAGGGAAGACGCUGUAAAUAGUUAAAGAAUGUUGAUGAAGCUGAAACAUUUGGUUAUGGAAUUGUGUGUGGUGUUAGAGGGUUUCUGUUUGUGAAAUGUAUGUAUUAAAAAUAAUAAAAUUGCAGAAGCUAACAUUGUA
This is a messenger RNA of Loxodonta africana (African savanna elephant), 5536 nucleotides long. It is a transcript of the gene HECA, whose product is annotated as hdc homolog, cell cycle regulator. The record is from RefSeq and is a predicted model, not a curated record. The coding region runs from base 116 to 1747 and encodes 543 amino acids. NCBI's taxonomy places the organism in Eukaryota, Metazoa, Chordata, Mammalia, Proboscidea, Elephantidae. The transcript is spliced from 4 exons.